Messenger RNA from Micromonas commoda, 729 nucleotides. RefSeq lists its product with no specific name. The record is from RefSeq and is a predicted model, not a curated record. The coding region runs from base 1 to 729 and encodes 242 amino acids. NCBI's taxonomy places the organism in Eukaryota, Viridiplantae, Chlorophyta, Mamiellophyceae, Mamiellales, Mamiellaceae. The transcript has 2 exons.
AUGAACAUCGCGGUGCCCCACAAGGGUCACACCACGCAUCUCGGUAGGGACGCCGGCGUCGAUGUCAUGGAGAAGAUCGCCAUGGAGACCACACUUUCCCGCGUACCCACCUCGUCUAAUAAGGCGCAAUUUCCAGUCUACUCGAAGAACGAUUUUAAGGUUCCCGACGGGACCAACGGAGGGUACUGGGUUGGAGACAGACGGAAGGUGGCCGGAGCCAAGCAGCCGACGAAGAGGUUCAUCGCGCGAUCAUCGUACAGCCACGACGUGUGCGAUCCCCGGGAGGCCGCGGGGGUCACCCGCGCGCGACCGUCCAUGAAGCCCGUCGCCAAACCCGGCUCGUCGGCGAGCGCGAGGUUCGACGGAACCAGCUCCCAGGUCACCCACUACGGCACGUACGGCUCCAACCCGCUGGACAGAGGCGCGACGGGUACCAUGGGCAUCGGCGCUGGCAUCACGCAGAGGUCAUCCACCAACGAGCUCGGCAUGGGCACGACGCGGGUCACGCGUCACGUCCCCGGGUACAGCGGUUUCAUAGCGGAGGCGCCGCACAACAUGGACGCGCUCUCCGCGUCCGACGGCGUGGCGGUUCGACCCGACGAGAAGAAGACGAUGUUACUCGCUUCGGUUGAUCAGUAUUCCCGCGAUGUGGUGCCCGGAUACACCGGCUGGAGGCCGCAGGAACCCGUGAACUUCCGCCACUUCAGAGGUAUCCUUACGGGCACAUGA